Podarcis lilfordi (Lilford's wall lizard) is the source of this 22322-nucleotide messenger RNA. The record is from the annotation of a GenBank genome assembly. NCBI's taxonomy places the organism in Eukaryota, Metazoa, Chordata, Lepidosauria, Squamata, Lacertidae.
GGCGCUGUCUCUGCCUCUGCGUCUCGGGAUGCCGUCGCCGCCGCUGCUCCGCUCUCUGCUCCGCUGCAAGACCCUGGUCACGCUGGCCGGCGCCCCGCUCGCUCUCCUGCCGCUGCCGCUUCUCGUGCCCACCCAGGUCAGUCAGUUCGGCCGACCAGCCAGCCAGCCUGCCUAGUGGGCAGAGCGAGGUCUCUCUCCUGGCCAAGCGAAGGGGCGCCCCCCUUCCGCCAGUUCCUCUUGGGGUGGCACGUCGAGCCUCCCCGGGCAGGAGCAGUCUACCGCCCAGGACCAGCUUUUGGCCUGGCGCUGCCUCCGGCCCGGGCUGGCGCUUCUCUGCUGCUACUGCCGGGGCCAGGCAUAAGCGUCGCCUCGGCGGGAGAAGCCAAGCCACGCCAGGUCCAAACGGAGCCUCUCCAGAGGCCGCGGGGAUGUCCUUUUUGCAAUCGCGCCUCCCGUCUCUUUCCUCGGGGGCGUCCUGGGGGUCCCCCAGAGGGCCUCUUCUGCCGACUACCAGCAGCGCCCCCUCCCCACUCGGGCUCCCUUAGCAUCCUGCCUCCGACAGCGGAGGGAAGACCUGAUCCUCUCCCUCCCAGAGUGUCCAAACCCUCCGCCUCUUUGAGGGUAUUGAAGACUCGGGAGGGAGGGGGAAACCUCCUCAAGAGAAGCCCCCGCCGCAAGAACAUGCGAGAGAGGGAGCGGAGGGGGACUGGGUGCCUGAAGAGGGAGCUGGCAGUCACCAUCACCGCCACCUAUAGGAGCAAAAAGGAUUCAGACAAACCCAAUGGAACCUCCAUGUCUAGGCAGCGUAUACCUGUAAAUGCUAGACACACCAGAGUUUUUUGGGGGGCUCGGUUUGUGGGCUUCCCGGAGGCACUUGGCAAACAGGACGUUUGUUGUUUAGUCGUUUAGUCGUGUCCGACUCUUCAUGACCCCAUGGUAGCCCUAAGCAAUUUCUGUGCUGAGGGACAAGCACUCUGCAUAUAAGCAGAGAGACAUUCGAUUCAUUUCUGGGUACAUGUCCCGGUCCGAGCACUGACCCGAUUCAAAUCUGUUUCUGGCUCUAAUGUAAGGUUACCAGAUGUCCCCGUUUCCUGGGGACAGUCCCCGGAUUUACAAAUCAGUCCCCAUACAAAAUCCUGUCAUUCCUGCUGAAGCUGAAAAGUGUCCCUGGAUUCAUUGAAAAAAAUAUUGUAACCUUACUCUAAUGCUCAGUAGCAAGCGGGGAUGGGGUUAUGGAGAAAGAAAAAGAUUUUCGGUGUGGUUUUGAAAGUGGAAAUCUCAGCACCAGCCCUGAACGGAGCCCUGUCAACUGGAAGGAGGAGCGCCAGUCCCAGCUCCAGAUGGGCACCUUGAGAGGGGGCCGCCCCCGCUGAGCCUCCAGCUCCGCCCCCAUUGGUGGUUUUUCAACAGAGCUCAGAUGGCCAUCUGUCAGGGAUUCUUUAGUUGAGAUUCCUGCAUUGCAGUGGGUGGGCCAGAUGACCCUUGGGGACCCUUCCAACUCUCCAAUUCUAAGAUUCUAAGGAAAGAGUUACACAGAUGCAUCCGGCACGCGCUUCAAGAGCUGCCCAGGAGGGUGGCAAGCUGUGUGCCCAGCGGGGAGCGGAUUCUGCCUGCGUUCCCCACAAUGCUCCUUGUGUCCUGUGGGGCGCUGGGCAGCCUGAACCGACCAACAAUGUCUGCACAGGCAACUCUACUAAAUCUCUAAAUCUCGUCCAUCCCAUUGACAGAUGCAGCUUUCGAACUGUGUCGCCAGCAGUUCCCCCAGUGCUUUCACGAUUCCAAUAUUCUAUUUAUCUGCGCAAGCCGAGAAGGUGUCCCUCCUUUCGUUUCUUCUAGACUGCAGCUGCAGUUAAUUUCUAAGCCUGGUUGUAUUCUUGAACUUUAAAGAAAUGAUUUACUCCAAGCGGGUCAGGAGGGCAUUGGCUGGUGCUGGGUGGAAGGAUGCAAGCUGAUCCAGGAUGCUGAGGGCACCAGGUGCUUCUUCAGGCAGAGCGAGGGCGUGGGAGGUCACCCUGGACAUUUGGACAUUUCCCCUUUGCCCAUAUUAGGUCGUGAUGGCGGGCCUGGGAGGCGGGAGAGGGCAGGACCCAGGCACCAAAGGGUUAAAGUGGCCAGAAACAUUAGGAAGGACCUCCUGACUGUCCAAGCUGCUCAACACCUACUCCAAGACUGCUUGGGAAGGUAAUGGGCUCUCCUUGCUUAGAAGCUUCAGGGAUGCUCUGGCAGUGUGGGUUAAUAUAUAUAUAUAUGACUCAACUAUACAGCUGCAAAUAUUUUACAUGCAUUAUACAAAUGUGACACUAGAUGGCGAUGGUGAGCUAAUGGCAAAUUCAAUAUAUAUUUUUAAAUGUUUUUUAAAAAAGCAUUUUCACUGUGUGUUUUAAAAAUAUAUAUGUCCAGAUUGAGCCAGAGAGAUGCUUAGAACUUACAAGCUUCCUUGGUCUCCCUAUCUGUACUGUACAUGUCUGGCUUUUUUGUUUCUUUAAAGGUGUGCUAAAAUAUUGCUGUCUUGUCAUGCUCGCUUCACUCCAUGGCGGGACAUUUGCAGUCGUUCUGGACCCCUUGACGCUCUCCCUCCCAACUUUCAGAUAAAAGGAAGCCCUUCUUCAUGCAGUGCAGAGUUAAAUUAUGGAACUCCUGCCCACAGGAGGCAGUGAUGGCUACCAGCUUGGAUGGCCCUAAAGAGGAUUAGAAACGUUUAUGGAGGAGAAGGCUAUUGAUGGCUGCUAGCCAUGAUGGCCAUGCUCUGCCUUCCACAGUUGGAGGCAGCAGUGCUUCUGAAUACCAGCUUCUGGGAACUGCAGGAGGGGAGAGGGCUCUUGUGUUCGAAUUCUGCUUGAGGGCUUUCCAUUGGGGCACCUGGCUGGGUCACUGUGAGAACAGGAGGCUGGACUAGAUGGGGCCCCCUGGCCUCAUUCUGCAGCCAGGCACUUUUGAUGUGCUUCUGGGAGGUGGAUGGGCAUCUCCUAAGAAUUCCCUUCACUCUUCUCAAACUACAGUUCCCAGGAUUCUUUGAGGGAAGCCAUGUCUGUUAACAGCAGUAGAAAAUCGAUCUAAAUGUGGAGGGUGGCUGAAGCCAUGUUACAGGGAACCAGGCAGAGGGCCUUCUCGGUAGUGGCACCCACCCUGUGGAACGCCCUCCCACCAGAUAUCAAAGAGGACAACAACUACCAAACUUUUAGAAGACAUCUGAAGGCAGCCCUGUUUAGGGAAGCUUUUAAUGUUUAAUAGGUUAUUGUAUUUUAGUGUUUUGUUGGAAGCCACCCAGAGUGGCUGGGGAAACCCAGCCAGAUGGGUGGGGUAUACAUAAUAAAUUAUUAUUAUUAUUAUUAUUAUUAUUAUUAUUAGUUAUUGUACAAUAAAUAGACCACCUGCCCCAUGCAAACAGGUCUGGACCAAUGUGAAAUUUGACACACACACCCCGCUUCUUUUUUUCUUUUUUAAGAGGCGUCUUGUGGGUGAGCAGGUCUGUUGGUUGCCCUGUGUUCUGGCAAACAGUCAUUUUGGGCACAAUCAAAUGGAGAGGCAAUGAGGUGUUUGCCCCAAAGAUCCCCUGUUGACAGGACGUUAAUUGCCCCGUCUUCCCACAGGAAAAUUGACUUGACAAAUUCUAGGCCAUUUCAGCCUCUCAUUAGCAGUUUGAUCUGGCCUGUUUACGCAACAUUAAUCCAGAGAGUCUGGCUUGUGGUUGCCGUAAUUGUGGUUUGGUGGAAAUUCAUCCAAUUACGGACUGUCAGAGGAGUGAUUAACUCUCCUGCAUUGUGGUAGUUGUAAAUUUUUAUGCGGGGGACUUUUUGGUUCUAGUGACACCCCUAUCCUUGCUCUUGGAGUCACUGAAUGAGUGUGGGUCUCUUUCCCCCUCCCUCCCUCCCACCAGCCAGUACACUCAGCUCCUUUUCUGCCUGUGCAAAUUGAAUUCAGUGUGCACCUAAAGGCAGCCUCACCUAAUUCUAGUUUUCUGAAACAAUUCACAAACUGAAACACAGAACCCGCUUUCAACAUGUGCACCUCUGAAUUUUGCAAUGUACCAGUUCUCCAGCCAUUAUAUUAGGGGAAAUUGUUCUGCAAAAUAUUAGGCACCACUGCAUACCAAAAUGUGUAUAUUUUGAUAUAAUAACACUUAAUGCUGAUGAAUUUUAAGGAGGACUUUAAAAAAAAUGAAAAUUGCAAACUGAUGUGGCAGUGUGGAGAACUGAAGAGUGGAAAAUGAGCUGAAAUGGCAGGUUCUCCCAUGCCUCCUGAAUCUGCAAGGAGCCUGCUCUUUUUUGCACUGAUUUCUGAAUCAGGCCAGAGCCGGCGCCGCCAUUAGGCAGAGUGAGGCAGUGGCCUCAGGAGGCAGAUUCUAGGGAGCAGGGAACAGCAACCAAAUGUCAGAAGGCAGAAUGUUGUGUGUGGCACAGGAUCUUCUCCCCUGGAUGUCAGCAACGUGGGCUCCCAGAGCACAGGGGAUGAGUUAGACUCAGAGAGUGAAUUAAGUGAAUGAAGGACUGGCUCUGUAGAUGAGAUGAGAAUUGACUGUCAGAGUUGAGAAAGGGCAGUUAGACCCGCCCCCCUUGCUAGGGAAGACUCUAUUAGCUCUCAUGGAGAGGAAGAGUUGGAAGGCAGCCAGAGUGCUGCUAGGCAAUCAGCAGAUAAGCAGAGGUCUGAGUCCGGGUCAAGUGAGAGUGAGGAGUGGGGUGGUCAGCUGUCCUUGAUCCAGGCAUCUGGAUAAAAUCAGAUGGCAUCUCCAGGUGGGAUGGGGAGAAACUCCCUGCUGGAACCCCUGGAGAGCAGCUGCUGCCAGUCAGUGUGGGCAAUGCUGAGCUAGCUGGAUCAAUGUUCCUACAAACUUCAAGUCUUAGUGUCUUGGGCCUUUUGAAAAAAGAAUCCCCCAACGUGUUCAGUACCACAACAGCUGUGGGCAGGCAGUUAUUUGGAGAGCGGGGCUGGCAGCGAACCCAGGAACACACAGGCAAAGGUUUACGAAGACCAGUGAUUUCAUCAAUCAAGCCUCUUCCUGGCAAAUCUGGGAAACUGGAAUGGAUGUCCAGUUCCCAAAAUGUGGGGUGCACCAGUUCAACCCAUCCCAGUGUCUCCUGAGGAGGCUGAGUCUCUGGUCCAGCCGUUCGGGCAAGGAGGGUUCCUGGGCCCUGAGGCAUUCCUGCUUGUGUCUGCAUUAGAGGAGGAUGGAAUAGAGGAUGCUUUGAGUCUCUCCUAAUCAUACAAUUCUACAGUUCUGUGAGUCUGUGAUCAUUGGGCCUGAUGGAACUCUCCCUCCCUCCCUCUCUCUUUUCCCUCCUUGCAGGAGGCCAGGUGUGGCUAUGUGAUCAUCCUCAUGGCUGUGUACUGGUGCACAGAGGUGAUCCCUUUGGCAGUCACCGCCCUCCUGCCUGUCAUCCUGUUCCCGAUGUUUGGCAUCCUGGAGUCCAAAAGGGUAAGUCUCAAGGGCAGCAGAGGACAGGCGUCCUGCAAGGAAAGUUCUAAUUCUUCCUCUUCUACUGCCUGGAACCUGGAAGCUUUUUUGAGAUUGAGCAAAAUCCAACAACUGAGCUCAGGAAGUCAGAGGACAACAGGGAGGAAGGGCAGGAGCAGAAUUAGACCUAUAUAUACGGCCAGGUUAGCACUUGAAUGGGGCAGAAGAACCAAGAGGGAGGCUGGGGACUGGAUUGGGCCCUGAAAAAUACAAGCUGAGCCACCGUGCAAGCAGGGGCCAUCCUGGGAAGGGAAAUGUACUCUGUGCAUGCCCAGAGGUGACUGCAAGGACUAUAGGCAUUCCAGACCUCAAACAAGCCCUGAUGCCAGAGUACAGAGGGUGGGUGUUGGGAGAGGGGGGGAGGGAGCCCUCCCCAGAGAGGCAGGGAGUCGGGGAAGGCAGCCAAGCCAGCCACCAUGAAGCUGCACCAUCUGUGACAACAGUGGCCAAAAGUGACCAAGAGUUAUGCCUCCUUCAUUUCCCUGCUGACUUCCCAGGUGUGCAUGCAGUACCUGAAAGACACCAACAUGCUCUUUGUGGGGGGCCUGAUCGUGGCCGUCGCUGUGGAACACUGGAACCUGCACAAACGGAUUGCCCUGAGGGUGCUGCUGAUUGUCGGGGUGAAACCUGCCCUGUAAGUGACUCCUGUCUAACCACCCCAACAUCCCAAGGGAAACCAGGUGGGGUAAUGGCUGAGCUUCUAAUGCAGUGUGUGUGUGUGUGUGUGUGUGUGUGUGUGUGUGUCUGUGUCGGGUUAUACUGGGUCAGAGCCGGAGGCUUACAUGUAACACUCGUCACAUGCUCAGAGGGCCUCCUUUCACAGCUGCUGUUUGGGCAUGCGGACCAGUACAUUGUCCCAGGAGGCACACCCUCCCAUUUAUCAUUUAUCCGUUUCACAAAAUUUAUACAACUCUUGAUAGUUUUUUUUUUCUUUUUUAAAGAAACAUCAAAGUGAUUUGCAUAAAAGUCAAAGCAAUGAAAUUAAAAUUAAGGAAAAAAUAACAGCAAUAGUUUCAGGCUUUUGAGAAGUUAAAAUAACAAUAGACUAAAAACGGAUGUAAAAAUUGCAUUGGCUUUCUAAGCAUGGCAUAGGCUUGCCAUGUGUGCUGCCAGAUUUGUGGACCCACCUUUGAGGGUGGGGGGCAGCUUCAGCUGAGCUCUACAGGGGAGCCUAUCCAGCACAAAACCCCUGCCGCAGCCAGGUUGCCCUUUCCUGGCUCUGGGGGGAAACCUGCAUGAUUUUUCCCAACCUAUCCACCCAAGCUCAGAUGUAUGUGUUGUUUUUGGUGAGUGGGUGGGAGUCAAGGUAUUUAAAUGUCCUUUGCUUGGUCACCUGGGGCCGAUCUUCGGUCACCCCAAGCGACCACCUGGCCAGCUUCCUUCUCUCCUCCCCGCCUGCCUCUGUCCUCCUUGCAGGCUGAUGUUGGGCUUCAUGGGGGUCACAGCCUUCCUUUCCAUGUGGAUCAGCAACACGGCCACCACCGCCAUGAUGGUUCCCAUAGUCCAGGCGGUCCUGGACCAGAUGAACAGCUCUGAGCAGGAUCUGGCCGUCAUGGAGUCUGCAGCUGCUGGGCAGCACAGCAACCCCAAGGGUGAACUGGAAGGGAAGGUGGCUGCCUUGGGGGUCUCCACAGUGCAGGGUAAGUGGGCGACGGCUGCAAGGAAUCGUGGGGCGGUGGGGGCGGGGAGCAAUGGUUAAAAAAUAAAUAAAAUUUCUCAACCUCAUUGUCAAGGCUUCAGGGAAUCCUAUCCGUCUCACGGUGGGAUGCCAAGAAGUGGAAAAACAAGAAGAGUUCUUACCAUGUAGUUUAUUCAAUAUUCACAGAGAGAGACGAAGGAACGCGGUCUCUCUUAGUUAAUGGCGUUGCUCCCAGUAAAGUCCCACUCCCUCAGUCCCUCCUAUUCUACGUCACCCCAGCUCCAGCUGAUCUGUAUUUUCUGCCUCUGAGUUUUCUGUUCUAUUACUCUCAAGGCAUGCCUUGUUCUGGGAGAUGGGGGGUCAGGAAUGCUUUCAAGAGACACUGAGUCUGUUAGCUGUCUCUCCCCUGGUGUUUCUUCUUCCUGCUGCCCCCCCCCAAUAUUUCCCAGCUCCUCCCCUCUGCAGCCUCUGAACUAUGACCUUCUGCAAACCACUGUUUUAAAUCUACACUGUCCUCCUCUUUUCUGGAAGGUGUAGGAAAAGGGGAGGACUGUUCCCACCAUUCCUCCUCAGUCCAGCCCCUGACAUUCAUGUGGAAUUCUCAGCAUUAGAUUUUUAAAAAUCAUUUAUUUCACAUGUUUAUUAACCGUCGCAUGGUCUAAGGCCAUCAGAGGAGUGCAGAAGACUAAACUGAAUUGAAAUCCAGAAUUGACUCCAACUCAAAAGAGCAGACCUCUUGAAAGUAUGAAGAUCAGAAGAUCCUGCUGGAUCAGACCAGUGGCCCAUCUUGUCCAGCAUCCUGUUCUCACAGGGGGGAACCAGAUGUCCAUUAUGAAAAACCUGCAAGCAGGACCUGAGCACAAGAGCACUUCCCCCCUCCCGCCAUUUCCAGCAGCUGGUAUUCAGAAGCAUUGCUGCCUCCAACUGUGGAUGCCAGAGCACAGUCACUAUGGCUCAUAGCAGCCUCCAGACAGCUGCUAAUUGCCAUUGAUAGCCCUCUCCCGCAUGCAUCAGAAAUUAGCAUUAUUUAGCCAUGUCUAUCAGUUUCAGUGGGUCUGCUGAGUAGGGCAAACACUGCCUACAGCCCGACAAUUCUAAAAAGAGCAAAAGCCAUGUCUGCGAGUUCUAAGCAUGGUUAAAAGCAUUCCCAUGAAUUCUAAAAACGACAGGCACUUCUGAACUGCCCCCAUUUCCCGCCGGAAUUCAAUCCCAUAAUAACCGGCAAAUUGCAGGUUGUGCAAUUCCAACUGAUUGGCAGCUCUUGUGCCACAAACCUGCAUCCCCUGAAGAAGGAGGUUUUUCCUGCAAUAAGGGAAGUGAUGGGAAAAUGGCCCGGAAAGUUUGCUUUGAUGCAACCGUCUCCUCCGUCAACAAAUCGGAGUGAAGGCUCAGCUCAGCAGCCAACAUUGUCUAAUCUCUCUGCAAAGAAAUCAGGAUGAGCACUCUUUAAAGAGGACAAGUGGGAGCUACCUGGAGAGGCCAAGGAUGGAAGGAGAGGCUACCUGUACAUGAAACAGCUAGCAGUCUUGUGAUGCAUAGGGGCAGCUACUAGUUUUCAUCUGGUUUUUUUAUUAUUUAAAAAAGGAGUAGACAAAUCUAUUCGCCAUGACAGCUGAAAGGGCCUCCGUGUCAAUACCAGAUACUGCAGGCAGGUAAAAGGAGUAGACUUCCAUGUUCACAUCCCUCCUCAUGACCAGGGACCUAACUCCACAUUCUGCACCCAUGUCAAGAGAUUUUUUUUAAUAAAAAAAAUGCAAUCCUUAGCAUAGGAGGAGCUGAUUUACAGAAUACUACUGAUAACAGUUUUAAUAAAUUUUAGAAAGCCAAUGCAAGUUUUAAUCUGUUUUCAGCCUGUGGUUUUUGAAAGCUUUGAAUGGUUAUCUUGCUGAUAAUUUUUAUUGUUUUUAUCAUUUUUGUAAACUGCUUUGAGGCUUAAAAAACAACAACAACUGCAAUCAAGCGGUAUAGCAUACUUUUUAUGAAAUAAAUAAAUAAUAAAAUGCAUAUGCCAGACUUCUUCCGAGAAAUACACAGCUCAUUUUGCCCUCUGGGGUAGAUUAGGCUGAGAGGAAGAGACUAGCCCCACAAAGUCACCCAGUGAGCUUUGUGUGGCUGAGUAAGGAUUCGAACUCUGUCCUCCCAGGUCCUCCUAGUCCAACACUCCCAAGUGCUGCUCCAUAUUGCAAGGAGAGGCUUAGCCCUUUCUUCCCCAGCCACAAUCUCAAUAAGAGAGUCAGCUCCUCCCAUGCAGCAAUCGGCGAUAGGAAAAAGCUUCUCAGAGUGCCAGCAGGGACCCUUACGUUAGCAGACUUUACUGCCUCUGUAUCUUGAUUUUCAUCAGGUUCAUGGCUGCAGAAGGGAAGGGUUAAACCUUCCCCUCCAAGUGCAAAAUAAAAUAAAAUAAUAAUAAUCAGCCCCAAGGAUUUUUAUUUUUUUUCAUGCCCCUAAUGUGAACCACACAAUUAACAGUAACUCUCUGUAGUUUUCUCUUCCAGAGGCAGCUGGGCAGCUGGUUAGCUGCUGUCUGGAGGCUGUUAAAAGCCCUAGUGGCUGUGCUCUGCCUCUGCAGUUGGAGACGGCAAUGCUUGUGAAUGCCAAUUGCUGAAAGCCACAGGAAAAGAGAGGGCUUGAAUCCCAAUAGGGGCAACUGGUUGGCCAUUGUGAGAACAGGUUGCUGGACUAGAUGGGCCUCCUUGGGUCUGAUGCAGCAGGGCUCUCCAUAUGUUCUUAUGCUGAACCAGGUGGGUCUCUCCUGAGCCAGUACAGCGCACCACUUGCACCUUGAGGGCUCACUCUGGUCUCUUUCUCCCACCCACCUGGUGUUGCAUUGCAAUCAAAGGCCAAAUCAGCUUUGUCUCCUUCCAGUGAGGCUGCAUUUUAAUGUUGUAUUUUAAUCUUGUUUUUUAAGUUGUAUUUCAAUCAAUUGUUUUUAUAUCUGGUGUUAGCCGCCCUGAGCCCGGUCUUGGCUGGUGAGGGCAGGGUAUAAAUUAUUAUUAUUAUUAUUAUUAUUAGUUGCGGGCAACGGGCACUUGCCAGACAGCUCCAAGAAGGGCGAGAGGGAGACCAAGAAGAGGAUCAACAAAGGGAUGACCCUCUGUGUCUGCUAUGCUGCCAGCAUCGGAGGGACAGCAACCCUGACUGGGACGGGGCCAAACCUGGUCCUCAAAGGUCAGAUGAACCAGUAAGUUUCUGCCGCACCCACAAGAUGACACUCAGCAAAGGCUGGACUCUGCUGUGUGGCUCUUUUAUUGAAACCAAAACGGUGUGGCGUGGUUUUUUCUCUUCUUGGGGUCAUUGGGCUGAAAGGGGGCCUGUGUUUCGUUCAGCCCUCUUGGUCACUUGUUGUGUUACUCCUAAACAAUCCAAGCUGGGGUUCUCCCGGAACAGCCCUCCCCCACCCUGUUCCUGAUGACCUCCACAUUGCUCUCCCUAUCGGUCUAUUCUUCCUUGGUCAGACACCACCAGGAUUUUUGUGUCCAGGUUAAAGGCUGGAUCUAGACACAUCAAGAAAUCAUUUUAGGGAAACGCGUUGUAAACUGCACAAUGGGAAAUCGUGUUGGCAAAAGGCGAGGCUCCGCAGCGCCAUCUAGUGACACGGUGUUAUAACGCAUAUAAAACACUUUUUCUUUGCUCGUGUAGCUGAGUCCUAAGAAGGAUAUUGGCAAGCUGGAAGGUGUGUAGGGAGGGCAGCCAGAAUGAUCCAGGGUCUGGAAACUAAACCUUACAAGGAAAGGUGGAGGGAGCUGGAAUUGUUUAUCCUGGAGAAGAGGAGACUGAGCGGGGAUAUGAGAGCCGUCUUCAGAUAUCUGAAGGGCUGCCACUUGGAUUCAUAGAGUUCUUUGAAUCAUAGUUGGAAGGGGCCUAAGAGUCUUCUAGUCCAACCCGCUGCAAUGCAGGAAUAUUUCACCCAACGUGGGGCUCGAACCAACGACCCUAGGAUCCAGAGUUUCAUGUUCUACCAUUCAGAGCCACACAGAUGGAGCAGGCUUGUUUUCUGCUGCUCCAGAGGGGAGGAUCCAAAACAACAAAUUCAAGUGACAAAAAAGGAGAUUCCAACUCAAAAUUAGGAAGAACUUUCUGAGGAUAGCAACUGGAUCAGGCUCCUUGGAAGCUAGUGGCCUCUCCUUCAAUGGAAGUUUUGAAAGAGAGGUUGGAUCUGUCAGGCAUCCUUUAGUUGUGAUUCCUGCCUUGCUGGGCAGGGGGUCAGACUAGAUGGCCCUUGGGGGAACCCCUUCUGCUCUACACUUCUACUAUUCUGUGAUUCUAGGCUUUUCAACCAUUUCCUCCUCCCCCUCCUCCUCCCAGGUUGUUCCCUGAGAACGGCGACAUCUUGAACUUUGCCUCCUGGUUUGGCUUUGCCUUCCCGAACAUGCUCCUGAUGCUGACGCUCGCUUGGUUCUGGCUCCAGGUCUCCUUCAUGGGCUUCAAGUAAGGACUCUGCACCUUUGGGUGGGCUGGUGGAUAAGGUGGCCCUGCUUUGUCCGGGGCUGGGGCACCUGUGGCAGCCCUCAGCCAUCCAGAUCUUCCUGGACUCCUUGUCCCUGACCUCUGGCCUGGCUGGCUGCUUCUGGGCCUUGCUGGGAAUCCAGCAAACAGAAGACCAUCAGAAGAGCCCUGCUGGAUCAGGCCUAUGACCCAUCUUGUCCAGCAUCCUGUGGCCAACCAGAUGCCCCAAUGGGAAACUGGCAGAAAGAACCUGAGCACAUGAAUCCUCUCCCCACUGGUGGUUUCCUGCAACUCGUAAAUUCAUGGAGGAGAGGGAAAUUGAAGGCUAUUAGCCAUAGUGGCUAAAAGCCUUCAGCUGCUUUUCACCCUAAAGGGGCCUCAUUGCGUAAACAUAAAAACACACUCCCAUCAAUGCGCUUUCCCCAUUGCGCCUCUCUGAAGGGCCAGUAGUGGUGUAGAGGUUAGAGGGCCAACUAAGGUGGGAGAGACUAGGGUUCAAAUCCGCCCCCCCACUUGGCCAUGAAGCUCACUGUGGGCCAGUCACUGUCUCUCAGUUUAACCUACCUUGCAAGGGUGUUGUGAGAGUGGCAGGGAAGAGCCAUGUAAGCCGCCUAGAGCUCAUUGGAGAAACAAGUACAUUUCCCUGAUCGUGGCUGCUCUGCCCCGCCACCUGCGGCUUUGCUUUGACCACGACUUGCGCCAGCCCAGCUUGGCUCUCUCCGGGAGCCUCCAGCACCUCUCGUGAAUGCCUGUUCCUGGUGUUUCUGCAUUCAGAUCUUUCUCCCCCUCUGGGUGUCCUGUUGAGCUCACAGCCAGCCCGCCACAGACAGCAAACACAAAUGUGCCGUGUUCCCAAGUUGCGCCUGGUGCCCAGCUGUGGGACCCUCUCCUCCCCUCCCUCCCUCCUUGCUGAGUCCCCCAGGUUGCAACCCAAAAGGUCAGCCUGCUAGAGUGGUUACCUGGCAGUCUACCUGGCCCCCUGCCUUGACCACCCUGCUCUUUCUCUCCAGCUUCCGGAAGACCUGGGGCUGUGGGACCCAGAGGACGGAAAAGGAGCAGGCCGCCUUGCGGGUGCUGAAAGAGGAGCACCGGAAACUGGGGCCCAUCUCCUUUGCAGAGUUCAACGUGCUGCUGGCGUUCACCCUCCUCAUCCUCCUCUGGUUCACCAGGGACCCUGGAUUCAUCCCCGGUUGGGCCACCACCCUCUUCAACAAGGACAAGGAGUGCGUGGGCUUUGUUCUUCCUCUUGCUAGCCAUUUUGCAGACCAGUGAUGCUAUCUGUGUGGUGUUUUGUAUUUGGGGGGGGUUCCCCGAUAGCACCAGGCUUAGGGCACUCAGGAUUGCUUGCAGCGAAGAGUCUCCUUCUCCUUGUGCCAGCCUGUUCCAGGUUCGAAUCCCUGCUUGGCUGGGAGACUCUGGGAGCAGCCUGGAAGAAAUCUUGCUUGUGCAGGAAAUUUGGGAGGUUAAAUGGGAGAAUCUGAGCACCUUGGAGGAACCCAAGAAGAGCCCUGUUGGAUUAGGCCAAUGGUCCCUCACAGUGGCCAGGUACCCCUAAAAGCCUAGGGAUUGAGAUAGGCUGCACCUGCACCUGGAGGUUCCAUCAAAACCUUUUUCUGUGCCAUGCAUAAUUUCACAAACUGCUAUCAUGUUGCCUCUUACUCGCUUUAUCUCUAAACUAAAAAGUCCCAACUGUUCUUUAUAAGGGAGUUGCUCCAUCCCUUUGAUCCUUUGGGUUGCCCUUUUCCAACUCUGCAAUAUCCUUUUUGAAAGGACUCCUGGGAGAGGCCCAGAGAGGGAUGCAGCAAGGAGGGUGUUCAUAUUUCUCCUGGGAGCUCAUGUUCCCUCCGGGGUGUGUGGGGGGUGUGUGUGUGUGUGCUGCUGGCUGGAGGUUUGAGGCAUUCAACUGGCUGACCUGUUGCUUUUGGGACUGAGCAAGGGGAAUGGGACACUGCUGCCACCUCCUCAUUCUUCAUCUUCCCAAACGUGUCCCAGGUAUGUGACGGAUGCCACUGUGGCCAUCUUCGUGGCCUUUCUCCUGUUCAUCCUUCCUGCCACCAGGCCCAGGUGUGGCUUCUGCAGUCAUAGCAGCUGCGACCUAGAAGAGGCGGAGGAAGGUAAAGGAAGGCGGAGACCCCCGCAGGGCCUUUGAGGAGGCUGGUCAAAAGAGACAGUCCAGGAGGGGCGUGCUGGGUUCUGCCAGUAUUUCAUAGCAUUGUAGGGUUGGAAGGGACCCCCAAAGGUCAUCCAGUCCAACCCCCUGCAACGCAGGAAUCCCUGGCAGGUGGCCAUUCAACUUCUGCUUAAAAACCUCCCAGGGAGUAGAGUCAGCUACCUUCUUCCCCUAUUCAACAGCUCCUACCCUAUAAAGUUAUUCUGUGUGACCCUUGCCAUGGCAUCCAGCCUGCUGGCAGCCUCCUGCUGGUGCCAGCUGCGUGGUAGGUGGGUGGGUGUCCUCACUGGCCCCUGCUUUGCCUCCCCCCUCACACCCAACUUCUCUUGGACUCUCUCCGCAGCUAUGAAGGAGCCCUUCUUCCCUGCCCCAUUGCUGAACUGGAAGGUGGUCCAGCAUAAGAUGCCAUGGAGCAUCGUGCUGCUUCUCGGAGGAGGCUUCGCCCUGGCCAAUGGGAGCGACGUAAGUCCUUGGUGGUGGCAGGAGAGGGGGCUGGCUGGUCGUGGGCAUCAGAGAGCUCUGCCAAACCUGGACCUUUGCCACCCAACUUUGGAGGCAUGCGUUUCAUGUGUGGCUCCCACAGAAUAUGUCUCUCUGCGUGUAAAUAAAGGCUGUGGGACAGCUAAAGGGUGCCUCUAGUCACACACAGAGUGCACUGCCCUUUCCUAGUAUGUGAGCUCCUGUAAUGUCAGGAAUUAUGGGAGGGAGCAGGGCCUAUGAACCUCCAGGCAAGUCUUGCGUGUGGCCUCUCUCAUUUUUGGAAAACGUAUUCCGUUCAAAAGCUUGAGCAGGAAGGGAAAGGGAAAUCCUUCCAAACGAUUUACUUAUCUCCCUGUCCUCAUUUAAUCCCCGCAAGAGGUAGGCUAGGCUAAGGGGCAGCUCACCCAGUGAACUCCACGGCCGAGCGGAGGGGAUUUGAACCCAGGGCUCUCCCAGGUCCUAGUCCAAUGCUCUAACCACUACAGCUCUAAGGUGGCUGUAGUGAGGCCUCCUCCUGUGUGCUUAAGCCAUGGGGAGUGGGGAAUUUGAGGGGCCUCUGCCUGAGCUGAGCCUGAGCCCCACUGCAGUAGCCGAUCCCCAGUCUCCCUGGCAACACUAGGAGCAUGCCAGGGCUGGCUGUUCUCCAGCUCGGAGGCCACCGUCAAUUGCGCCAAGCGAACCGCAGCGCUGGUGGGGCAGGCUGUGCCCCAUGGCAGAGAAUGGUGCAGUAGGUUGCAGGCCUGUCCUUCCCCGUUUCAUCCAGGGCUCUUGGAAGCGUUUCCCGUGAUGUUGUCGUUUUCCUGGCUUUGGGGUGAUGGGGGGAAUGUACCCUCCACGAUGCCACUUGGCACCAGAGCCCCCUCCUGCCACUGCCAGCUGCAUUCUAGUGUCCCCAGGAGAAGGGAGGACUUGACCUAGUUUCAACUUGCUCGGAAAUGGCUGCAGAUUCUCUCCCUGGUCAUAUUGAGCACCACUCCAAAUGAUAGGUUUAAAUGCAAAAAAACCUCCACCCCGCCAGGCAUUCAGCAGCCCGUCCGGAACAAGCCUCCCUUGUCCUCCCCAGAAGAACUUGGCCUGAGCCAAGCCCUGCCGGGCUCAGACAAAGAGGGUGCUGUGCGCUGCCCAACCUGCUGGCCUCAUCCAUGCAUUGGAAAAGAGGCCUCUUCAGCAGCAGCAGAACAGCAGCGUGCAGGACUUGGCCCUGCUAAGCUGGUUCCUGCUCUAAUCCUUAGAACCAAAUAACUGGCCAGCCAGAGGCCUGGGCAGGCCAGGUCAUCCUCUUAUAUACCUGCUGGGAUUGACAAGGCAUCUGCCCCUCACCUGAAUCUCAUAGCUCUCCUGUAGCUGCCUCUGAUUAGUUAGCAUUUAACUCUUGGGGGAAAUAAUUAGCAUCACACGUCAUGUGCAUGGAAGUUGCCGAACCAAUUAACCAACUAGAAGGAUUUACUGUUAAUAGCACCAGUUUUCCUAUAACUUGAUAUUGCUGGAUUUUGAUGAACUGCAAAAGCAUUUUUAGUUUGCUUUCUGUUGCCACCCUGGAACUUUUAUUUAUUAGCGCCACUUGAUUUUGUACGAUUCCUUGCAAAUGAAGGGGGAAUCGGGAACUGGACCCCCAUUUCUAAUGUGGGGAGGGGCCCCAAUUCGGUAAGACACUCUCUAGCUCAAGAGGAGACCCGCAUGGAUCCCUCCCCUGGGAUGAGGCUCCUCUGUGCAUUGCCGGAGCUGUCUGAAGACAGGAAAUGCUUCUGAAUUGCAGUUGCUGGAAGCUGCAGGAGAGAAGAGAUUUGCUCUUGUGUUCAAAUCUUUAUUGUGGGCUUCCUUUUAAGGCACCUGAUUGCCCCCUGUGAGAACAGGAUGCUGGACCAAAUGGGCCACUAGCCUAACUCAGCAGGGCUUUUCUUAUGGAGGUUUGUUGUGAGAGCAGAACCUCCAUGCCCAGGGAUAGUCUACCUCUGAAUGCCACAUCAUGGGGAACAACAACUGGAGAGUGCUUAUCUGCUUGGGUCCUGCUUGCUGGUUUCCCAUAACUGGUAUCUGGUUGGGCACUGUGAGAACAGAAUACUGGGCUAGAUGGGCCACUGGCCUGAUCCAGCAGGAGUCUUACGCAUUUUGUGGGUUUUGCAAAGCCCUACAUGGGCCCCAAAGGGUUAAGGACACCCCCUCCCUCAGUGGUUGGGCAAAUACAAUAGAUUGUCAGAGAUCACAGCGGUGGUCUCCGCCCCCCCAAUAUUGUCAUGGACUGGCUGGAUACAGGGGAGUGGUGGGAGGCUCCAGCUGGGAAACCUCUAAGGGAACCCCUAGGGGAAGAAGGAACAGAUGGUGUUGGGAUGCCGAGGAGCGUCAGAGGGAGAAGAGGAAGCAGACUGGGAGGAGGAGGUGUUGGAAGCAGAAGAGGCAACAGGGUUUGGUGAGCAGGAAGAGGCUGUGGCAGAGAGCAGUCCGGACUCAGAGGCAGAAGAGGAGGCUGGAGAGGAGGAGGGCCAAGAGGCAGAGAUGAAUCAAGCUGCUGAAGAAGCCAGGGAGUCUCCCCCUCCUGCUGCGACCAGCUCCCCUCCCCACUGGUCUCCUAGAACACACGGAGACAUGAAAAGAGCAGAGCAGAGAUUGGUUGUGUGCAGGCGCAGUCUAAGACUACUUGGGAAGUCAGGGAGAGGAGGAGACUUAGAAGGUGGUGGGAGGCAGGGGCCUUCAGCUCUCACAACUCCCUUGCUGGAGCAGGACCUACUGGGAAGAGCUACUGGGAUCUGCUUUGGUUUCUUGAAUACAAAGUUACCGUAACUUCACUGACACCAUGUUUUGUUUUGAUCGCUGACCAACGCUUGACUUCAGCACCGGACAAUAUUCUCUUUCUCUGCUCCUGCCCCACAACUCCAGGCUUCAGGGCUUUCCAAAUGGCUGGGUGACCAGAUGACCCCUCUGCACAGCAUCCCCCCCUGGGCCAUCGCCAUCAUCCUCUCCCUAGUCAUCGCCAUCUUCACCGAAUGCACCAGCAACGUGGCCACCGCAACCCUCUUCCUGCCAGUCUUCGCCUCCUUGGUAAGGGAGCUUUCCUCCUUACUGAUUUUUAUUCCUCGUUGACAACCCUCAACCCGGCUUGUAAGGAUUAAAACAAGGGAAACCAAGGCGGAAUGGAGGCUUCCGGCCUCCCGCACACUGAUGGCCAGCCAGGGUUCCAGCAAGGUUCACAUUUAGGUCUCUGCCCCGCAAGCAUACAGUUGUUUGUCCGGCAAAUUUGAUUAGAAAGCCUGGAAAAGAGGAGAUAGGAGAGCCAUCUUCAAAUAUCACCUGGAGGAUGGAGCAGACCUGUUUUCUGCUGCUCCAGAGGGGAGGACCCAAUCCAACGGAUUCAAAUGACUCGAAAGGAGAUUCCGACUAAACUCUAGGAAUGACUUUCUGAUGCAAAGAGCUGUUUGAUGGUGGAAAGGACUCUCUCAGGAGUUGGUGGGUUUUCCUUCUUGGGAGGUUUUCAAGCAGAGGUUGAAGGACCACCUGUCAGGGGUGAUUUAGUUGUGACUCCUGCACUGAGGGCAGUUUUGACGAGAUGACGCCGGGGUCCCUUCCAGCUCCAUGAUUCUCUGCUCUCUUUCUCUCCAGUCGCAGUCCAUCGAGGUCAACCCCCUCUACAUCAUGAUUCCCUGCACCCUCAGCGCCUCGUUUGCCUUCAUGCUACCCGUGGCCACCCCUCCCAAUGCCAUAGUAUUCUCCUACGGACACCUCCGCGUCUCAGACAUGGUAAGGGGGCAGCUUUGCUUUUGCUCAGGCCUCCCCCAGCCUCCCCAAAGGCUGCUCUCUGUGGGUGCUGCUAAGAAGUCAAACCUCUAGAUCAGUGGUUCUCAAAGUGGGAGGUACCACUCCCCUGGGUGACGGGGGUUCCCUGGGGGGGAAGUUUUCAUUUGAUUUUGAACAAAUCAUGGAAUUGUAGAGUUAGAAGGGACCUCCAAGGGCCAUCUAGUCCAACCCCCUGCGGUCAUCUCCGCUGCUUGGCUUAGUCUCCCAGAUUUCUUUUUGUGUGUGUGUGUGUGUGCAAGGAAAGGAAAUAUCUAGGGCAUUUGUACAAUUGAUUGCUACUGUUUUGAAUUUAUUAUCUUCCUUAGUGGGUUACACAAACCGUUAUUCUGAAUAAUGCUUUCUGUAGGGUAGGGGGCACUGGGGAGGUGUUUAUACUUUAUACUUUAUUGUCACUUGUACAAUUUGUAUACAGUGAGAUUGCACGAGUACCUCCCACUCAGCUCUCUUAGUCUUAAAUGUGAAGUAUUGAGAGCUCAAAGCCGCAGCGUAUUAACGCGCCACCAUCUUUUCCAUGGAAAAGUUUCAAUGGAACCAAGUGGGUGAUGUCCCUCCCCCCCAAAAAAGGUUAGGAAACCACUUCUCUAUAUGUUUUGGACUACAACUCCCAUCAGCCUUUGCAGCCAGCACACCAUAUUAGAAUAAAUAAUACUUGCCCACAGGGGUUGAUAGGAACUGUAGCCCAAAACAUUUGGGUUGGGAAAGGCUGCUUUAAGGGACGCUAAUGUCACCUGUCGAUUGUGACGAAUCUUAAAACAGCUGCUGUGGGGCUCAGCUUAAGGCUGAGCAGGCAAGAAGGGCUUGGCUGUCUUGUGGCCGGCAUGGAGGAAUCCCAGUGGGCCUGACCAAGAUGACACAACUGAGUGCAUUGACUGAUCCAACUGUUUUUGGACUACAGUGGUGCCCCGCAAGACGAAUGCCUCGCAAGACGAAAAACUCGCUAGACGAAAGAGUUUUCAGUUUUUUGAGUCGUUCUGCAAGACGAAUUUCCCUAUGGGCUUGCUUCGCAAGACGAAACGUCUUGCGAGUUCUUGCGAGUUUGUUUCCUUUUUCUUAAAGCCGCUAAGCUGUUAAUAGCCGCUAAGCCGCUAAGCCGCUAAUAGCCGUGCUUCGCAAGACGAAAAAACUGCAAGACGAAGAGACUCGCGGAACGGAUUAAUUUCGUCUUGCGAGGCACCACUGUACAAUACCCAUCACCCUUACCACUGGUCCUGCUAGCUAGGGAUGAUGGGGGUUGUAGUCCAACAACAGCUGGAGACCCAAGUUUGGGACACUCUGCUCUAAAGGGUACCAGCCAUGAUGGUUUUGCUCAGAGCUUCUGAAUACCAGUUGCUGGAAACUGCAGGAGGGGAGACAGCUCUUGCCCUCAGGUCCCGUUUGUGGACUUCCUGUCUGGUUGGCCACUGUGAGAACAAGAUGCUGGCCUAGGUGGGCCAUUGGCCUGGUCCAGAAGGUUCUUCUUAUGGAACUCGUUCCCUCAAGAGGCAGUGAUGGCCACCAGAUUGGACGGUUUGGAAAGAGGAUUGGGCAGGUUCAUGGAGGAGGAGAGGGCUCUUGAUGGUUACCAACCAUGAUUGCUAUGUUCUGCCUCCCUGGUCAGAGGCAGCAAUACUUAUGGAACCAGAAGGGCCAUUGGCCUCAUCCGGUGGGCUCAUCUUAGGCUCUUAGGGGCCUCUUUCCUAACUGUUCACUGAGUUCUUCAAAACAUCCGGGCCACAUGAAGUGGGGAGAGCACACAGUUUGCACACUGUGUUCCUGGACAAGGAGAUCUCUCUGGGUAAGGGGUGGUUCCCUCCUGACCAGGACAGGUCAUGCUCUGAUGGCAGCGUCUCCUCCUUGCCUCCCUCCCACAAAAGUCUUGCUUGACCCAUGAGACACCUGCCUCCUCCUUCUCUUCUCUUCUCUCCCUCCCAGGCCAAGACGGGCAUCGUAAUGAACGUCAUCGGUGUCUUCUGCAUCACCCUGGCCAUAAACAGCUGGGGCCGCGCCAUGUUCCACUUGGACACCUUCCCUUCGUGGGCCAACGCCACCGGGAAGUGAGGGCCGGGUCAGCCAAAGAGGACCUUGGCACGUGGGCUUCCUCACCUCCUCAGCCGCCUGGGCCCUGGAACUUUCCCUCCAGCGCUGGCCCUUUGGAGUCCACGGGUGUGUUUUGGGUUGAGGCUAGAGACUGUUUGAAACCUGCCUCAACUGCUGCCUCUGCUGCUUCCUGAAGGGACCCUGAGGAGGACGAGGGACCCCCGCGGGAGGGGCGUCUUCUCCUGGGACCAGCCGUCCAAAUGGAAUACGGGUCAUUUGUUUUUAAGAGAAGAAAAGGACCGUAAAAUAGGACAAGGAAGAAGUUGCUGCUGCUGCUGCUGCCACUUUUCAUAGAAUCAUAGAAUUGUGGAGUCGGAAGGGAUCCCCAAAGGUCAUUUAGCCCAGCUCCCCUGCAACGCAGGAGUUGCAAGUAAAACAUUCUCCUUUGACUGAGGGAGUGGGGAGGUCAGAGGCUUGGCAAGACUCACAGCCGCUGAGGGAGAGCCUAGGGACUCCCACAGGCCAUGGGAACCAGGAUCUGCCUCCUUCCUCCCUCCCUCCCUCCUGCCUGCAGGUUAACCAUUGAAAAAAGAAAGAGACACAUGGAACAAAUACUUGACCCAGAGUCCAGCUGGGCAGGAGGCCCCACUCAGGUGGACACAAAGCACAUAGGAAGCUGCCUUAUACAGAGCCAAACCAUUGGCCCAUCUAGCUCAGUAUUGUCGACACUGGUUGGCAGCAGCGGCUCACCAGGGUUCUAGGCAAGGAUCUCUCCCAUCCUUACCUGGAGACGCUGCAGGAGUUUGAACCUAGAACCUUCUGCAUGCAAGGCCGAUAUUGUGCCACUGAGCAAAGGCCCAGAGCUUCCCCAGAUGGGACCUUGAAACAUAGGAGCCAACUCCUAGGGGCUGAGGUCCCUUCACCCUCCCCCAAUAAAAUAUCUGAGGGGGCAGGGACCCCCAAAGUUGAUGGGCAUUGCCAUUCAAAUGGUGUGUGUUCACCAUGCCAUGUGAUCGAUUAUGAAGGGCGGGGCUUACCUCCUCCCCACCCAUAUUUUAUUCAAGUUGGCCCUCUUGCCUUAGAGUGCCUUGUGGAAAUGACCCCUUUGCAGGCUCUAAGCCGGGAAGGUGGAGUGGCCACUGGGAUGGACGUGGGCAGGGAAGAGGGGUGGGGUGGGAGGAAAGGCAGAACAGCCAGAUUCUAAUACAGGUAGCCCUAAUAUAUUUAAUGUUGUUAUUUAAUUGCCUUAAAAUAUUAAUAAAGCACCACUUGUGUUUUGUAAAUUUUAAAUAAACUGCUUGUUAAUUCACCCCGAUGCCUUGGAAUGCAAGAGAGUCAGUGGUGCAUACAGCAGUUAGGGUGUCGGACUAAGACCUAGGAGAGACCAGGGUUCAAAUCCCCCACUCAGCUGACCUUGGGCCACCCACUGCCUCUCAGCCCAACCUUCCUUGCAGGGAUGUUGUGAGGAUAAAACAGGGCAGGGAAAAUCUGUGUUGCCACCUUGAGCUCCUUGGAGGAAAGGUGGGGUGUAAAUGCAACAAACAAACACCCACAAAUCAGAAAGGACCUCUGUGCUCCUCCAGAUACCGUUGUCAGGCUGCCAACUCCCAUCAGCCUCAGCAGCCAGCAGGACCAAUCGUCUGGGCUGAGGUGUGUGUGUGUGUGUGUGUGUGUGUGUGUGUGCACUGCCCUGCAAACAACAUCUGAAGGGGUCACACACGGGUUCCCCCUCAGGCCUGGUGAUGCUAUACUGUAGUAGGAGAAGAAGAAGAAGAAGAAGAGUUUGGAUUUGAUAUCCCGCUUUAUCACUACCCGAAGGAGUCUCAAAGAGGCUAACAUUCUCCUUUCCCUUCCUCCCCCACAACAAACACUCUGUGAGGGGAGUGGGGCUGAGAGACUUCAGAGAAGUGUGACUAGCCCAAGGUCACCCAGCAGGUGCAUGUGGAGGAGCGGGGAAGCGAACCCGGUUCACCAGAUUACGAGUCCACCGCUCUUAACCACUACACCACACUGGCUCCUACUACUACACUAAGCACCAAGUGACUGAAUCUUGCUCUAGAGAGUUUGCAGUCUUAAUGGGGAUGAUCAGGAGGAGAGGGACUGGGGCCAUUGAGGAUCGAGGGCAAAGGGCGUCUGGCAGGGGGUCUGCAGGGGCCUUCGUGACGUUGCCAUGGAUCCACAUCUUCCUUCCUUCCUUACGUCUCCUUACUCCCUGUGAAAAUGGGGGGUGGGGUGGGACUUUUGCUUGAGCCUGCAGGGCGGGUGGGGUUUUUCUGACAUAACUCUUGUGUGGUGUCUAGUGUCUGAGAUGCUUGAUAAAGACUAAAUAU